Molecule: messenger RNA, 1787 nt
Organism: Lecanosticta acicola
Lineage: Eukaryota; Fungi; Ascomycota; Dothideomycetes; Mycosphaerellales; Mycosphaerellaceae
Source: the annotation of a GenBank genome assembly
AUGCAAUACAUUACUGCCCUCGUGGCACUCUCUGCCGGCUUUGCGGUGGCUAUGCCACAGCAGGGCUAUGGCGCUCCAGGAUACGCUCUUCCUCCAGGGUAUGGUACUCCAGGGCAGUCCACCAGCACUACUCCAACUGGGCCGCUCGCGACCACCUCCUCGGUGCCUCCAUAUGGUGCCAAGCCUUCCACCUCUUCGGUGCCACCACCAGCUCCUAUUGCUUCAACCAACUCUACCGUCCCGCCGGCUCCAUCCACCAUCUGCACUGAGAGCAAGACUUCUACCGUUCCUGGCACUACCAUUGAGAGCACGACCUCCACCACUCCAGGAAGCCCGAUCUCGAGCACUACUAUUGAGAGCACGACUUCUACCGUUCCUGGCACCACCAUUGAGAGCACGACCUCCACCACUCCCGGAAGCCCGAUCUCGAGCACUACUAUUGAGAGCACGACUUCUACCGUUCCUGGCACCACAAUUGAGAGCACGACUUCUACCGUUCCUGGCACCACCAUUGAGAGCACGACUUCUACCACUCCUGGAAGUCCGAUCUCGAGCACCAGCUGCACUGAGAGCACGACCUCCACCACUCCGGGAAGCCCCAUCUCGAGCACCACCGUCGAGAGCACCACCUCUACCACUCCUGGAAGCCCUAUCUCGAGCACGACCUCUACCACUCCUGGAUACCCGAUCCCAAGCACCACUAUCGAGAGCACCACCUCUACCACUCCUGGAAGCCCCAUCUCGAGCACGACCUCUACUACUCCUGGAUACCCGAUCCCAAGCACCACCAUCGAGAGCACGACUUCUACCACUCCUGGAAGCCCAAUCUCGAGCACCACCACCACCCCCGGUGUCCCAACGACAACUGCUCCUGCUUGCUUGACGACUCAGACCUGCCGUGCUGUUUCUCACUACAACACCAAGACUGUGCCAGUUGGCGAGGAGACGACUGUAUGGGUAGCCCCUUCCUCCUCGAAGUCUCAAGCUAAUGACAUGAAUAGGUUACCGUGACUGAGUUCCAGACCGAGACCAGCGUUGCGCAGGUUACGAAGACCGUCCAUGAGACCACUCUGAGUACGUGCAGCCGAAGCGGAAUGUCUCUACACACAACUAACUCGAUUGCUAGUCCCAUCGUCGUACAUUGAGACCCGCACCAUCACGGAGACCAAGACUGCCCGAGUCACAAGCUGGAGCCUCACCACCAUCUGCCAGACCUCCACCGUCCCAGUGAUCUCAAGCACCAUCGACUACGACACCGUCCAGUCGUCCUCCGUCGUCUUCACCCAGAUUCCAAAGGUCCUCACCAAAGUCACCGAGGUCCCCCACACCGUCACCACCAGCGUGCCAGUCCGUGAGACUUCGACCUCCGACUACGUGAGCUACACUCUCAGCGUGCAGACUGCAGUUUCCACCGAGUGCGUUCCCGUCACGACCUGCUCGAACACUGCUACUGUUCCCGGCCCAACUCAGAGCAAGCCCACCACCACUGUCCACUCUACCACGAACACCAUCCCCAACAGCCCCAUCUCUUCGACUUCCACCCAGCCAGGCUACGGUCCCGGACCAUCCACCACGAGCUCGACUCCUGCCGGCCCCAUUUCGUCUGGUCCUAGCGCUCCUGGCGUAAGUUCAUCCUUUCUCAAUCAUCCAUCAUGACAACGUCAGUACUAAUCUGCCAUUAUCCACAGUACGGACACGGCCCAUCUACCACCCCUAAGAUCCCCGCCCAGCCCGUCACCACCGGCCCAGCUUCCCCACCAGGCUACAACCUUCCUUCCGGCUACUAG